Messenger RNA from Acipenser ruthenus (sterlet), 2407 nucleotides. Its product is annotated as C-X-C motif chemokine 14-like. Gene Ontology annotation, molecular function: chemokine activity. The coding region runs from base 291 to 590 and encodes 99 amino acids. Lineage: Eukaryota; Metazoa; Chordata; Actinopteri; Acipenseriformes; Acipenseridae. The record is from RefSeq and is a predicted model, not a curated record. The transcript is spliced from 4 exons. Gene Ontology annotation, cellular component: extracellular region. Gene Ontology annotation, biological process: antimicrobial humoral immune response mediated by antimicrobial peptide; cell chemotaxis.
CUUUUUUUAAAAGCGCAAGACCGCUCUGUAAAGGGAGCACGGCAAAUCAGAGCGCACAGGUUUGCAGCGACAGACUCGACCCAGAGGAAACACAGCGCGGAGUUCAACGCCGCAGCUUCUAGCGCAGGAACUGAACAACGACUCGUAUUAUAGCGUGGCGUUUGAGAAAACAAAACAGUGAGGCUGACAUAUCAAGAAAACACACGUUUGAAAAGGAGCCAGAGGACUACACGACAGAACUAUCAAUAUUAAACACACCAGGAGGGCUUUUCCUGUUCUGAAGUGACGCGAUGCAGCGCUCCACCGUCCUGCUUAUCCUGAUGAUAAUCGCCCUGUACUCCAUCAGUGUGGAAGCCUACAAAUGCAAAUGCACAAGAAAGGGGCCCAAGAUCCGGUACAAGGACGUGCAGAAGCUGGAGAUCAAACCGAAGCACCCCUACUGCCAUGAGAAGAUGAUCUUCGUCACUAUGGAGAACGUGUCCCGCUUCAAGGGCCAGGAGUACUGUCUGCACCCCAGACUGCAGAGCACCAAGAACCUGGUGAAAUGGUACACGAUCUGGAAGGACAAGCACAGGGUUUACGAAUCCUAAAUCGGUACAAGAUGGACCAGCAAACCUCCACCCCCCCACCCCCCCCCCCCAAUCGCCCCCUAAAACAAGACUGUUUUAAAAGCACAAACAAGAAAAUCAGAAACUUCAGACUUUAAUGCAAAUAUUACUUGUGGAAUUGUAGACGAUGGCAGAGCAAUUGUAUUUAUUUUUGUAACUUUCGAUUUCACCCCUGGAGGAUGGCCAGAGUGAGAAUGUAAGGGAGAUGGUGGAUGGCAGGUGCUUCCUAGCGGAUUGCUCUAGUGGAGACUGCUCAGCUGUAUCUGUGUUUGCUUUGCAGAUGUGUCUCUGUGGGACAGAUCGUACCACCCUCAGUCUUUGGCUUCAGGGCAAUCGAACCCACCGUCAUUCAAUCGUUUACGAUUCUGGGUUUAAGAGCGUUUUGGGUGUGUUCUAUAAACAUGCCCAGAGAAACAUCUGACCAGUAGCAUGUUCGCACUGCAUGAUUGAGAUGACCCUGUUAAGGCAGGUCCACACCGGAGCCAUCAGUUGCACAACCCAAUUGCUCCCGAAAUCGCGCAGCUCAGUUGCGAGCAAUUGCUGUGUCCGCAUCUAAGCAAUUACUUGUGCAACAAGGUUCCCGCAUCUACAAGUUUCAUUGUUUUAUGGUAACUGAGGUGAGAGGUGUUUUUUUUUUUUAAUUAUUCCAUCUACAAGGUGAAGUAGUUUGGGUUUUUUAAGGUUUUGACAACUGAAUUGACACGUUUUUGUUGUUUUUUUUUGUUCCGCGUCUGUACGUUUAGAAUUGUAUUUAUUUUAUUUAUUUUUUGACAGCUGAGGUGACACUUUUUUUGGUCAGGUCGUAUGUGUCCAGUAUUUUUUUUUUUUUAACUGUCAUUUUAAAUGCCAUAUUCCCUAAAGAAAAAACAAAGCCCUGUAAAAGCCGGACGAAACAGUUUCAUUUUACCACCGACGUUUUUAAAAUGAGAGCUUCUUUAUGACAGGAUGUGCAAGCCGUGCAGUCAGCAUUAUAAGAACCAAUCAGAGUCUGUGAAUUGCCACGUGAUCGCCUGUGUCUACAGACGCCGCUCCGGAGGUUGCUUGGAAAGUAGAGCCCGGCUCUACUUCAAGCAACUGGUUGUGCAACUGCUCGCAACUGGUUGCAGGGACGUCCACAUAUAAGCGACGUGGCUGAUCGCUGAGGUGUGGACCCAGCUUUAGAUUAGUCCUGCUCAGAGUAACACUGUGCUUCGUCCUGGGGAUGGGGAGCAGCUGAUUGCAGACAAUCCCAUUCCAUCUGGGAGCAUGUAAAUAAAUCCAAAUGUAAAGUCUCUCUCAAGUGAGACCCCUGCCUGCUGCUUGUGACCCGCGAAACCUUUCAGAAGCAUUGUCUGGGGGCCACCAUACAGACACUAUACAGUGUCAUGCUUUACCCACGGAGGUGCGAAACUGGCUUCACUAGAGGGUAUAACAGCAGCUUUGUUUUCAUGGUGUUUAAUUCCACUGCAAAGUAAACGCUCUUUCCUCGAACUUUACCUUGUUUGUUUUUAACCCUGUUUGAUUUGCUUUGCAUUGGACACUGUUUGUGUCUCAACCUGAAUGUACAGCCAAAUACUGUGCAUUCCACUUUGUUAUAUAUAUGCAUACAUAAAUUGCUUGUAAAUAGAAUGAAUACUAUAUCGAAACAUACAUUUAUUACCUCUUAAUGUAUUGCUAAAUUAUUGUUUUGCUAUUUAAAUUUGACAAUGUUGUUUGUUUUUGUGCACAGUAUAUAACCUGGCACGUCUUUUUAAGGUGGUCAGGAGUGUAUGUAAUAUAAUCUAAUGGAGCUCCCUGGCAAUAAGAGAGUUUGAACCUUG